This is a messenger RNA of Dipodomys spectabilis (banner-tailed kangaroo rat), 2068 nucleotides long. It is a transcript of the gene Preb, whose product is annotated as prolactin regulatory element binding. The record is from RefSeq and is a predicted model, not a curated record. The transcript is spliced from 9 exons. Gene Ontology annotation, molecular function: protein binding; guanyl-nucleotide exchange factor activity; GTPase activator activity. Lineage: Eukaryota; Metazoa; Chordata; Mammalia; Rodentia; Heteromyidae. The coding region runs from base 208 to 1461 and encodes 417 amino acids. Gene Ontology annotation, biological process: protein secretion. Gene Ontology annotation, cellular component: endoplasmic reticulum membrane.
UGCGCGCCGGAGUCGGACUUCCCCGCGCUGAGCCGCAGAGACCAGCGGUGGUUCGGUGGUGACCCGGCCCGCGGGUGUGGAAAGAGGGUCGGGAGCGCUCCUGGCGGCGACGCGGCCCCGUUCAGCAGCGGCAGGGGCCGAGGUCAAAGGCCGGGCGCGGCAUGUCGUGAGCGCCGUGGGGUCGGCAGUGGACGCGCGGCGCGCAAGAUGGACCGGCGCCGGGCUCUGGAGCUGUACCGGGCCCCGUUCCCGUUGUACGCGCUGCGGAUCGACCCCGGCGCGGGGCUGCUCAUCGCCGCGGGCGGAGGAGGCGCCGCCAAGACCGGCAUAAAGAACGGCGUGCACUUUCUGCAGCUAGAGCGGAUUAAUGGGCGCCUGAGCGCCUCCUUGCUGCACUCCCAUGACACCGAGACGCGAGCUACCAUGAACUUGGCACUGGCAGGUGACAUCCUUGCUGCAGGACAAGAUGCCCACUGUCAACUCCUACGCUUCCAGACCCACCAGCAGAAGGGCAAGAAGGCAGAGAAAGCAGGUUCUAAGGAGCAGGGGCCUCGACAGAGGAAGGGGGCAGCCCCAGAAGAGAAGAAAUCUGGAGCUGAAAACAAGCAUGAAGGCAUAGAACUCAAGGUAGAGAAUCUGCAGGCAGUGAGGACAGACUUCAGCCCUGAUCCGCUGCAGAAAGUUGUGUGCUUCAAUCACGAUAAUACUCUGCUUGCUACUGGAGGGACAGAUGGCCACAUUCGUGUCUGGAAGGUACCCAGCCUGGAGAAAGUUCUGGAGUUCAAAGCCCAUGAAGGGGAAAUUGAAGACUUGGCUCUUGGGCCUGAUGGCAAGUUGGUGACCGUGGGCUGGGACUUUAAGGCCUCUGUGUGGCAGAAGGAUCAACUAGUAACACAGUUGCACUGGCAAGAAAAUGGACCCACUUUUUCUGAGACACCUUACCGCUACCAGGCCUGCAGGUUUGGGCAGGUUCCAGACCAGCCUGGUGGACUGAGACUCUUCACAGUGCAAAUCCCCCACAAGCGCCUGCGCCAGCCCCCGCCCUGCUACCUCACAGCCUGGGAAGGCUCCACCUACUUGCCCCUUCGGACCAGGUCCUGUGGCCAUGAAGUCAUCUCCUGCCUGAGUGUCAGUGAAUCGGGUACCUUCCUAGGCCUGGGCACUGUCACUGGCUCUGUUGCCAUUUACAUCGCUUUCUCUCUUCAGCGCCUCUAUUACGUGAGAGAGGCCCAUGGCAUCGUGGUGACCGACGUGGCCUUUCUACCUGAGAAGGGUCGUGGUCCAGAGCUGCUUGGGUCCCAUGAAACUGCCCUUUUCUCUGUGGCUGUGGACAGUCGUUGCCAACUGCACCUGCUACCCUCACGGCGGAGUGUUCCUGUGUGGCUGCUGCUCCUGCUGUGUGCUGGACUUAUUGUUGUCACCAUCCUGCUGCUCCAGAGUGCCUUUCCAGGCUUCCUGUGACCUCCCUUCCCCCUGGGACUUGGGGGCCUGGACACCGCUACUUUCUAGAGCGCAAUGCGGGCCUGGACUCACAGUGCUCCAUCUAUUUGAGUCCAUAGCUGAGACUGAUGGGCGCUCCUUGUCCUUCUCAGUUAAAUAUUGCUGUAGCCCUGUGUGACUGUGGGUCCCCAGAGCCCUGCAUUCAAUUCCUGUGGAUCCACCCAGGACAGAGGUGUCUGAAGUCCAGGCUAUCCUACCUGCCUCUGUCCUCUGCCUAGUGGAGGCUUCAGAGUUGAGUUUGUCCUUCUCCAGAAACAUGUGAAGGUGCCUAAGAGCUUGGAGGCACUGCCAUCUUUCCUACAAAAACUCCUCCACCCCUCAACAGCCUUCACACGAAGCCCCUGGCUUUUGCCUAGUCAUUCCUGUUAGGGUGAGAAGGGGCAAAAAGAAAACUCGGGAGUGGUGUUGUAUGGGUUCAGGCAGGUAACAACAAACCAGCCAGUUUAAAUACACAAUGAGUUCCUGGAUGGUCUACUCCAGACUUGAGGAAAGGGAAAUGAACCUCAGCUCAUUAGGCAGGAAGAAUUGAUAUUUAAUAAACAAGGGAAGAGUGAACUGAGACCCCAAA